Molecule: messenger RNA, 2746 nt
Organism: Pseudo-nitzschia multistriata
Lineage: Eukaryota; Bacillariophyta; Bacillariophyceae; Bacillariales; Bacillariaceae
Source: the annotation of a GenBank genome assembly
UACCAAAACCGAAGAGAUGAUUCAUAUUAAUACCGUCGUGUAAAUGGAAGUGAAGUUAUUAAUUUCGUCCAUGUCACUUCAACCGAAUUGAUAAAGGCACAAAACCUGUAUUCUUUUUUCGAAAACCACAAAACGCAACAUAGAAAAGCACGUUACGAAGAUGGAACAAAUAAACAAGAAAAACCUCCGACGUCGAUCCGUGGACUAUGGAACGAAGACCAACAGAUCAAAGCUUGCUGACGAUUCCAAGCGUCUGCGUCUUUUUAACCAAAGUAACCCGAACAAAACACAACUGACGGGUGAUUCUCGAUUUGUUGUUGCCGCCAAGAUCGCAACCCUGAAUAACUCGGCCGUCGAUCUAUACAUCAAGAGAGACUUUGAGAAUGCCUCCGGAUUCUUCGAGGAAGCCACGCUCCUUCGACUUAUAUCUGAUUCCCUCUUUCCGCCAAAAGUCUUGUUUGAUCUAUCGAGACCACCAAACAACAAGAUGACUUGGGACAAAGGUACGGAUGCUGCGAAAACGUACACAAUGGGCGACUCGGCCGUGCCUUUGACAUCAAAUUACAUGUACCAGCGGACGGAAUUCGAUGAAGGCAUCUCGUUGUAUUGCGAUACCAAGGUCAUCCACGACGGAGAUCAUCAUCUAUCGGCGAAGGCGACGCUUCUAUUCAAUGCGGGACAGGCGCGAAGAGAACUCGGCGACCUUGUUGGCGCCGUUGCCUUCUACGGGGAUGCACUUUCUGUGCUCCUACCAAACCUUGAAACGGACGAGGCCACGCAUUUUUCACCCCACCGCAUUGUUGUGCCCGUCCUUCACAACCUCGGACAAAUCGCCUAUCGAAUGGGAGCUGCUUCGAAGGCAAUCUGGUUGUAUGAGAUAGCACUGGUUCAUUGCCGGGUGCUCAACGGCGAACGAAGCUUGUCCGUAGCUUCGACUCUCAAUUGUUUGGGCGUAAUGCAUUACCACUCACCAGCAAAUGACGACUCGGACCAGGCCAUUCGAUACUUUUUGAGGGCCCUGGAUGUACUACACGAGGUCAUGGGGUCGGCCUCAGAGUACGAAGCAACCAUUCUGAACAAUCUAGGAAGGGCAUACGUACAUUAUAACGAGUUUGAUCUCGCCUUCGAGAGUUACGAUCAAUCCCUUGCGAUUCGAAAACAUUACCUCGGGCCGGACCACGUCGACUACGCCGCAACCGCCUUUAAUGCUGGUCAAAGCCUUCACCAUAAGGGUGCGCUCUAUUUCGACCGAGCCAUGGAACUUUAUGGAGAUUUUCUUCGCGUUGCAUUGGUUCGAUUCUCGAAGAAACAUAGGGAUGUCGCUGUCGUUUUAAGUGGAAUGGCACAAAUCCAUCAAGAACGGAAGGAGUAUCCAAAAGCAUUGAAACUAUACGAGGAAGCCUUGGAGGUCGCAAAGGAAGCACUUGGCAAUUUUCAUUUGGAAGUGGCGGUCAUUUGCAAUCGGAUUGGAAAUUUUCACUUCGAACGAGGGCAUUGCGACAAAGCCUUGGAAGCUUACAAAGAAGGCUUGCACAUAGAAUUGCGGCUUUUCGAAAGAACCCAUCCCAAUAUCAUCGUUACGAUGAGUAACAUCGGUGGAAUUCUGCGCCAAAAGGGAAGCCUUGAAUGUGCCAUUCGUAUUUACAAGGACGUAGUGAAACUGCAAACCAUGCGGUAUGGUAAGAAUAGUGCCGAGGUAGCGACAACGCUCAGCGUCAUUGGCAUGAUAUACGAUCAAAAUGGAAACUCCGAUAAGGCCCUUGUGACGCUUCAGAGAGCAUUGGCAAUAAGGCGAAGCGCCACUGGAGUCAAUGACGUCGAUAUCUGUACCACGCUUACACUUAUCGGAACAAUUUUGUAUCGAAAGUCGAUGGUAUCAACGGCUAUAGAAUUCUUUUCGGAAUCACUCAGUAUCCGCCGCAUAAAACUUGGAAAGAACCAUCGAUCCAUUGCUUACACAUUAUACAACAUAGGGCUUUGCCACCAAUCCCUGGGUAACCUGAACCAAGCAGUUGAUUGCUACAAAGAGACACUAAGAAUAGAAAAAAUGGUCCUUGGAGAAGACCACAAGGAUAUUUCUAUGACUUUAUUGAAAUUGGGGGAAGCGUGCAAGGCCAAAGGUGACUUGGAUGAAGCACUUGAUGUUUUAAAUUAUGCCCUUGCAAUUGAACGCAGCACGAAAGGACAAGAUAAUCCUGCAGCUGUCGUAAGAAUAAUCAACGAAAUAGGAACUAUCCAUCUCGAAAAAGGUGAUUUUGUCCCCAUGAUGGAAGCUUUUUGCGAGGCAUCAACAUUAUUUCAACAAGCAGGACUUACUGCCGAAAGCAUUGCGAUGCCUGGGGCCUUGUAUCACAUCGGAAUCAUUUUUCCAAGUGGUGCUCCUGCGGCAUGAAUGAAUAUAAAACAUUAAAAACUCAAACUUACUAGUACAUCAAAUCUUUCAGGUCCAUUGCAAUGUCCUCAAGUGGAUCUACACGCUCUUCAUCAUCCGAGGAAUCACUGAUGUGUGACUUAUUGAAGUUGUCUUUUAGGUGCAAUACCGACGAAACCGAUUGAAAGGCUCGUUUAUCGCUUUUCCUAAGGCCCAAAAGUGCAUUGGAUCCAUCAGCUUCUGUAUUUCGAAAAAAUGCCAAACGAGAUGAGCUACUACUCAUGGCCACGGAUGCUGUAGCUCUUGCUGUGCCUGCUUUUGCAAGAUAAGAUUUUCUCCCGAGAACAUCAAGAAAAAUAAUUCUUUUGAACUCAA